Molecule: messenger RNA, 5366 nt
Organism: Myripristis murdjan (pinecone soldierfish)
Lineage: Eukaryota; Metazoa; Chordata; Actinopteri; Holocentriformes; Holocentridae
Gene: tecpr2
Product: tectonin beta-propeller repeat containing 2
Exons: 28
Coding region: 265-4278 (1337 amino acids)
Molecular function (GO): protein binding
Source: RefSeq, a predicted model, not a curated record
UCAUAAUAAUCAUAAUAAUAAAUGAAUAUUAAUAUCGGUCUAUUGUCUUCCAGUGUUGCAUUUAUAGUCAUUUCGAAAAAACCCACACAGAAGCCGUGUUGUGUGCUGAGGUGCCGACAGGGGGCGCAGUUUGUUGACAUCACAGCGUCAGAAUGAAAGCUGUCAGGGCGAUGUCGCGCGCAGCACUGAGCACCGAAACAUCUGCAGCAGCUGGGCAGGACGCGGCUUAGACAGACAGAGUUUGAAGUGUCGUGCAGCAGAGCCAUGGCAGCCCAUCCCGCCCCGCAGUCCAUCCUGAGGGAGUUCUGCCCGCUCUACUACCUGCUCAACGCCAUCCCAGCCAAGGUGCAGCGGGGGUUCCGCUCUGUGCUCGUCUACCUGACGGCGCUGGACAGCAGCAGCGACUACGUGGCGGUGGGCAGCAGCAUCGGGAUGCUCUACCUGUACUGCCGCCGCCUCGGCCACAUGAACAAAUACAACAUGGAGGGAAAGUGCGAUGCGAUCACAGCAGUGAAGCUGCUGAGUUGCUUUGAUGACCUGGUUGCCGUGGGAACAGCGUCUGGCAGGGUGGCGCUCUUCCAGCUGGUGUCUCCACUUCCUGGUCGCAACAAACAGUUGCGGCGUUUUGAUGUUGUUGGUCUUCAUAAAGGAACAAUCACGGCUCUGGCAUGGAGCGCCAACGGCAUGAAGCUUUUUUCUGGAGACGACAAAGGCCGAGUCGUUUUCUCUGCACUGGACCUGGACCAGGGAGUCUGUAAGCCUGUGCUGCUGCUGGAGGAGCCGUCAGGUGUGGUCCAGCUGGAUUACAGCCACAGAGUUCUGCUGGUCUCCACGCAGCAGAGAUCAGCUCUGUUCUGCACCGAGGGGCGGAGCCUGCAGCAGCUGGGUACCCGGCCCAGGAAGAGCAGCGGCAGGUUCGGCGCUUGCUUCCUUCCGGCUCUCUGCAAGCAGAGCGACCUGCAGGUGUUUGCCGCUCGGCCGGGACUGCGACUCUGGAGGUCCAACGUCCGAGGGCUGGUGGAGGACACGAGGCUGCUCAAACCGCUGUUCACCUCACAGGUGCCUCAGUUUGAGUUGUUUCCUCGUCCCGGUCCAGUAGGAGCUUAUCGUCCUGCGGACAGACAGCUGGGUCUGCUCUGCUGCUUUUUCAGAGAGGGCUGGCUGCUGAGCUGGAACGAAUACAGCGUCUACGUCUUAGACUGUAUUAACGAGGUGAUCGUCGGGGCGUUGGAGAGCAGUGGCGACAUCGUGUCAGUGUCUUGUUGUGAAAACGAGAUCUUCAUCCUGAAAGGAGACAGAGACGUCAUCCGCCUCUCCAACAGCCCUGAGGGACUGGCCUCCAACUUGUCAGAGCUCUCCUUCCGUCUGUCCUCUCCUUUGACCACGCCCACCGUCCUCCUCCCGCCAACCGGAUCGGUGGAAACUGCUCAGCCAAUCAGAACCAUGGCCAUCAUCGUGGAGGGAGCCGGGGGGGAGAUCCGGGGGGAGGCGGGGGACGAAGAGGAGGAUGAGGAAGUGGAGGAGGCGGCAGAGCAGGAUGAGCAGGUGGAGGUGACGGAGUCGGCGUGGGGGCGGCUGGACGCCGCCGGCGACUCACGAAGCAGAAGCAGCUCCAUCACCUCCUGGGACAGUAUCCAUGGAAACACACCUAUGACCACCUCCUCUGAACUGAGCUCCAGACGUUACAGCGCCCCGCUUGGCCAGGAGGAGCUACAGCAGGAGCUGGUGGUCAAAGCUAUCCGAGUGAAGAAGAAGAGGAGGAGGAGACAAGACAGCAGUGGAAACCGUCUCUCUGAAAGCAGUUGGUCUGACUCCUUUGCGGUCCAAGAUGGCGGCUGUAGUGACGGAGGAAGUGACAGUCUGGACCUUCAGAGCAGCAGCUUCGUGGAGAGGGACCGCCAGACGCCAGGGGGCGGGGCUUCAGACGGGGGAGAGGAGGCAGGACGUUGUUCCAGCCAGGCCGGCUCCUGCCUGCCUCCAUCUUCCCUGGCCGUCCAGGGCCCGGACAGCCAGACAUACCCAGCCCAAGGCUCUCUGUCUGGGGCAGAGACGGAGGCUGUGCCCCCCACUCCGGAUGUAGAUCUGCUGCUGGAAUGCACCUUCUCCUACAUGCAGAGCUCCGAGCAGGACGGACCAGAGCAUCAGCCAAUGGAAGAACAGGAGGACGAGUUCCUGAGCCCUCUGAUUGGACCGGAGGAGGAGGAGGAGGAGGAGGAGGAGGAGGAUGAGGACUUGGCGCCCUCUGGUGGCCUGGUGGACCAGAUGUACUACUCCACCGUGUCCAGUUUGGACAGACGGCCCAGCGUGUCUAGCGAUGAAGAGGAGGAUAUCUAUGCAGCGCCCUCUGUUGGCAGCGUGGGAGAUGGCCUGAGCUGUCUCUCCAUCCAGACGGACAGGAAGUCAGUCUCGCCGGACGAAGACAGACAGGACAGAGAGCGGCACAAAGCCGACCAGCUGGCGGAGAGCUGGAUGGGCUACUCGGGACCCGGGUGUGGCAUCCUCAGCCUGCUGGUGACUGACAGGCAUGUUUGGUGUCUGGACUUCAAGGGCGGCUUGUUCUGCAGCCCUCUGCCUGAAACUGGCCUGAACUGGCAGCGCUUUGAAGACAAUGUCCACCAGAUGGCGCUGUCGCCCUCAGGGAGUCUGCUGUGGAAGGUGGAGCAGAAGAGCAUGACGGCGUUCGCCUGUGCCAAAGUGUCCAUCAAAGGAAAGCGUCACUGGUACAAAGCUGUGGAGCAGACGGCGUUCGUCACUCUGAGCGACGACAGCGCCUGGAUCAUCAGAACCAACGGAGACCUGUACCUGCAGACAGGCCUGAGUGUGGAGCGGCCGUGCGCUCGCUCGGUGAAGGUGGACACUCCGUGUGUGUUCAGCCAGGUGUGUGUCGGGGGGGGCGUGGUCUGGGCGCUCAGCGAACACAAAGCUCUGUUCUACCGAGAAGGACUGAGCCGCUUCUGCAGCGAGGGCGAGAGCUGGAAGUACGACAAAGUCAGUGAGGCUCAGGGUUUGGAGCUGGUUUGUGUUGCCCUGGGAGACGGUGGCACCGCCUGGGCGCUGGACGCCAGCGGCAGCCUCUGGUUCCGAACCGGCAUCUCCCCGUCCCGCCCGCAGGGUGCUGACGACCACUGGUGGCAGAUCAGUAUUUCAGACUACGUGGUGUUUGAUCAGGGCAGUUUGUUCCAGACGCUGCUGCAGGCAACACAGAGCGUUGCCACGGUAACGCGGGCGCCGGUGGAGCGCGUGGUGGCGUUCCUGUCGCAGUACUCGCAGUGCCAGCCGAGCCUCGUCAGCGCCAACAGCAGCGGCGUCUGGGUCGCCUCGGGCCGCAACCAGCUGCACCUCGCCAAGGGAAGCCUGGUCGGAACAUUCUGGCAGAAUGUCGUUCCCAGAGGAACCGUCUCAGCCACCAGAUGGACCUUCAUCACUUCCUCUGCUGUUCCUCACAGAGAGGGUACGUUCCUGUGGCUGGCUCAGAGCAGGAAGGAUCUGUUCUGUGUUUGGGACCAGGACGGCGAGCUCCGCCCCUCCUCUGUCCCGCUGCCGCCUGAGGUGGAGCUCAGCCAGCUGUCCGCCUGCCGGGACGCUCUCUGGGGUUUGGACACUCAGGGCCGCGUCCACAUCCGCACCCUGUCCCCCUCCUGUCCCGCCGGCCUGCACUGGACGCCCCUGGACCUCAGCCAGCUGGGUGCAGUGCGACUGGUCAGUGUGUGUUGCGGGAGUCAGAACGUCUGGGCGGUGGACAGUCGUGGUAUCGUCUACUUUCGGGUUGGAACUCAACCACUGAACCCCAGCAUGAUGCUGCCGGCCUGGAUCCACAUAGAACCACCUGUACAGCCGGUGGGGGUGCAGCUGGUCAGCAUCAGGACCAGCCCUAACGACCGGUUGCUAUGGGCGCAGGACAACAGGGGGUGUGUGUUUGUGAGGACGGGGCUGAGCGACGAGAUGCCCGUGGGGACGGACUGGGAGCUCGUACCUGGUCUGGCGGUCAGUCAGCUGGUCCUCAGCAGCAGGACGGUGUGGGUCCGCUGUCUGAACGGCGACGUGGCGCGGCGUUACGGCGUCUCCGACAGAAACCCGGCCGGAGAUUACUGGAAGAAAAUCCCCGGCAGCGCCAACUGGCUCACAGUGACUCCGGAGGACGAGCUGUGGGCGGUGACUCUGAUUGGCGGUUUGUCUCGUCGGUUGACGAAGCUCCUCCCCCAGAGCCCGGCUAAGCCCCGCCCCUCGGCCGCCUCCCUCAGCGGAGACGACCUGGACGACGAAUGGGAGCUCAUCUGAUCGAUGACAUCACUGUGACAUCGCUGAACUUCCUUCUGCAGCGUUGCCGUGGAAACCUUCCCGCAUAGUGUCGGCAGUCUGAACUGGAAUCAGCUGAUUGGCUGAUGGCGUGAUGUCACUGUGACAUCAACGUGGGAAAAGAGGGAACAGGAAGUGCAGCGUGUGAUGUCACAGCAGACAUGCAUGAUGUCACUUCCUCUUGAUCCACAAACAACUUCCUGCUUUGAGGCUGCGAGGCCGCCAUAGACGGAGCACAGAGGGAUGCUGGGAGAUGAAGUGAAUUCAUCUGCUAGGGAAGCACUUUACGCUCUGUGUGUGUGUGUGUGUGUGUGUGUGUGUGUGUGUGUGUGUGUGUGUGUCCUGCUUCCUGCUCUUUAAAUUUCAUAUCAUUUGAAUGUUCCAGGCCAGUUUGAUCCGGUUUGAUCUGGUUUGAUAAAUGUUGCUACUGACAGGAAAUAACCAACAAAUGUAACAGGACAUGAUGACAUCAUCAUGGUGAUGUCAUCGUCACCAUGUUGAUGUGUAAUAACAUGUAAUAAGAUGUAACCUCAUAAGGGCAUGUAAAUGUGUAAAUGUAACUUUCAUUUGUUUACCUGCUGCAGCCAAUCACAGAUCAACAGGUGAGACACCUGCUGGCCAGGAGCCAAUCAGCAGCAGGUUAAUCGGCUGCAGGUUAAUUGGCUGAGCUCGGCUGGUUCCUGCGCUGUGACUGGAUGUUUGUAUGAACGAAGGGACCAAUAGGACGCCCACCUAGCGAUGAUGUAAUGUCUGUUUGAUCCCGGCCGCCCGCCUCAGUUUCUUGUUUCUUGUUGCUGAUUUGCUCGUGGAAACCUGCGGUUACCACGACAACAGGCAGUAAAUACACAUCUAACGGAUUAUUUUGUCAAAAACUGUAAAAACCUGAUUUUAAAUGUAACUUUAUUGACACAUUUAUCUGCUUGGUAGUGAACACUGGAGCCCACUGUCUCCUCCAGCUCGCUCUGACCUUGUUGCCAUAGAAACCAGUGCUGUAACUGGACGCCGCCAUCGUCUGUCAUGUUGUCAUUAGCUGACUGGUAAGAUGCUUUGCUGCAGACCAAUGGGGGGAG